Molecule: messenger RNA, 3978 nt
Organism: Pocillopora meandrina
Lineage: Eukaryota; Metazoa; Cnidaria; Anthozoa; Scleractinia; Pocilloporidae
Source: the annotation of a GenBank genome assembly
AUGCAUGAGGUGAGAACAAUGGACUUUGAUUUGCCUUUAGAAAUGCUUUCAACAUUACCAAUCCUACUUUGCAGGAUGCAUCUCACAUGUGGACCUUGUAACAAUUGAGCUCACAGCAAAGUCUCUGUGACUCAGUAGUAGAUCAUCAAAGUGGUGAAUCUGAAGGUCUUAGGUUCUAUUCCUCCUGCGGACUCUAAAUUGUUUUUUAGUGCCAUUCUCUUGACAAGAGAAAAAAAAUAUUUCACUAAUUGACUUCGAUGUUUGUUUUAACAGUUCAAAGUUUAAUUUCCAUGGGUUUUGCGUGAUUAUACAAAUAAUGAUUUUUGCCCUGUGGUUUCCUGUUGAAAUCUUUACUGCAGUUUUUUUUCCUAAGUGUGUGUUAUGGAUCAAAAUUUACUUGAAGUUUAAGUGAUAUCAAACUUCUGUAGGUUGAUAGGAAUUCUAACAAGACCAAAAAAAAAAUUUUUCACUAAUGGAUUUUGAUACAUAUUGAAACAGUUUAAAGCCAAUAUCCCAUGGGUUUUGAGUGAUUAUACAAAUAGUGAUUUUUGCCCUGUCUCAACAUGUGUUGUGGAUUGAAAUUUACUAAAAGUUCAAGAGGUGUCAAACUUCCAUAGGUUGAAGAGAGUUCUGAUAAUAUCUCUGAAACAAAGACUUUGUUAAUAUCAAGUUGAUGUACAGUUUAAACCACAGCUUCUGCAAUCAAUUAUUUCUAAAUAGGAAAGGUUUGACAACUUGCAGUAAUAAUAUUUGAUUGUGUUGUCUGAUUGUCCGGGUUAGAGUAGGCCUGGAAAGGACUGCUGUCGGCAGUAAAGACUGAUGAUUUGACAACCUUGGUGGAAGUCACCACUUGUGUCGAAUGAUUAUGACUUUAUGACUUCCACUUGUUAUGGAUAGUGACUGUAGAAAUAAGUAUCUUGACAUUUUCUGCUAAGAAUGUUUUGUCAUGCUGAGAAGCAUUCCAUGGAACAUAACAGAACAUUUCAUUAGGUCAUGUAGUUAUGAUGUAAUACCUGUCCACUGAAAUAGUUGUGUUGUAAGUUUCCGGAAUGUUCUAGAAUACUUUGUAAAUGUCCAUAAGGACUCAGUCCUGUUGUAGAAGUUGUUGUUGUUGGAAGUGAAUGACUGCUUGGAAAGCUAUACACAGAGAGAGAGUGCUACUGUGAAGAUUGUUUAAUUCAAGGAACUUUGGAGAAAACUGUGAGUUUGUGUCAGUGGUGAGGCAAGACAUAGAAUGUUGUGGGCUUAAGUAAGUUUAUUGAGGAUAAUUACUGUAUUUCCUGUUGGACUUGCUCUGCAUCAAAAAUAUUAAAAGUUGUUUAAUAAAGUAGUGAAGUCUUAAGGUGUAUAGCAUUCUUUCUGUUUGUUAGAUUAUAUUGUAACACACUGGUAUUGUUAAAACUUGAGUCACUUCUACCAACAACAGUCCUUCAGGGAACCACUCUCACCAGUAUGAUCAGACUUCUUAUGACAAACAAAUGUGAAGAUACAAGAUACAUAAUCUCACUGUAGCUCCAAAGCAUUAAUACAGUAAAUCUCAGGUUUUUUUUAAUACUUUAUUGAUGAGAAACAAAUUCUUCGCCCAAGAAAGAUGUGUUGAUAUAUCCAUGCAUUAGAUUUGGUUGUUUGGUAUUCAUCCUUAUUUUCUAACCAGGUGCGAGGUAAGGACAAUGUAGGAGCCACUAUGGAUUCCAUGGAUCUGGAACGACAGCGAGGAAUAACCAUACAGGUUGGUAUUAAGUAACAGUUCUAUGAUUUAUUUAAUAAACUACAGUUCAAAUGUAUGACAUUCAUGAAUAUAUAUUCACAGUCAUUUACUCAUCACUUUAUGGGUUUAUUACAAACCAACAAAAUGACCAGCUCCCAGUUGGCUUGUUAGUUCAGUUGGUAGAGCAGUGCACUUGUAUUGCAGAGGUCAUGGGUUCAAAUGUACAGGCGUGAAUUUUUUUCAGGCAUUAUUUUUGCUGCUGCUUAAAUAGUGCUCAUAAUUGUGACUUCAAAUUUAAGAUAUUCAUAUACACCGUAUGUAACAAACCACAGUUGAAUUGGAGCCUGGUUUGUGGCUAGAGAGAUCCGUCUUUAAUCUUUUUACAACUCCCACGAAUUCAACCUCAUUUGAUUUGCUAUAGGAAUAUAUAAUUUGGAGAUUGUAUACAUGGUUACCAUAACAACAUUGCUACAUUUUUUGCUGUAUGUUCACAGGGCAUAGUGAAGAUGGUAUGUGGUAAAUACAACAGAAAUUAUGGUGUUUCAAUAUUAUCUGCAUGAUGAAAUAAAAUUCUUUAUAUAUUUCAAGAAGAUUCAACUCUUUGUAUAUGUCUUUUUAGUCUGCAUCAACAUAUGUCAACUGGAAAGAUACAAACAUCAAUAUUACUGACACACCAGGUGAGGCUAUCAACCAUUUACUUGUACAUCCCAGCACAAGGCUGUUGGACUGUAAGUAGUUUUUUGAGCACUGUCAGUAUCUUAAGUGAUGUAAACAAUGUUAGUAUUAUAGUAUUUAGAUUUUGAAUGGAAAAAGUACCUUUCCUUCUUCAAGCUUUUUCACAGAUGAGUGAUCAGGUUUUCUAAAAUUGUUUAGUGUGCAAUUGUAGUUUGAACAUUUAUGGCACUUAUUUUCAAUUUAAAUCUGUGUUGAAAAAAUGAUAACAGUCCAAGCAUUGUGCUAUCAUUGAAAAAAGUUUUGGAUAAUGAAUUAUCGAUACAAAGUUAUACUGUCAAUACCUAAAUGUCUUCGGAGACAAGGUCAUAUUUGGCCAAAAUUUGAAAAACAAGUGAAGCCUUUGGGUUUUCCUUUUUUUAAAGAGGCACCUUCAUCUUGUCCUAAAUUUCAAAUAAAUGCACCGGGUGCUGGCAAUGUGUGAUAUUUAAAAGUUUACCUUCAAUUCUCAGAAUGGCUGCACUUUAGGUUCUUGAUGUCUUGCAUUUGAACCUUAUUUGGACCAUCCUGUAAACAAUAAGAAUUUAUUAAAUUAGCUACCAUAUGCAUCUGGGAGGCAAAAAGUUUGUUGUCACUUGAAAGUCCUUUCAGAAUUUUCCUUGAUAGAAUAUGCUUUGUAUUUUGAAUGACAUGAAAGUCCAAAAGUGAUGUAUAUUUUUCCUUCUUUUUUUCAGAAUGGGAGCAAUUCCAACCAGAGUUUUAAGUCAAAUUAGGUAAAAAUGGUUGGAGUGUUUGUUGUUUGAUUUUUUUUGUUGUUUACAUUAAAGAGGAACAUGUGACCAGUAUGGCAUCUUGAUUUUCAAAAUAUUGAUAAUGCUCUUUUUUGUAUUUACAUCAAGAUAACACAUUUGGGUAGGAACAGUAUAUUACAUUCUUCACAAACCACACAUCUGGCCAAAACUUUCAUCUAAGCGAGAUAAUUUAUUGGAAUGUGUACCCCUGAAAAAUUUAAAAAAAUAAUUCCUGAGAAUAGUUGAAAUGAUAAGGUCUACAGAAUGGAUGAUAGAUGGCAAAGAAUGUGGAAAAUUUUGUUGUCAUAAAAAAGUUAAAAUCCAGUUGUAAAGAAGGAACAAGGUAAAAAUUUAUGGAGAUAAAAAAUGAGAAACUGAAAAAAAUGUUUGCAAAAAAUGACCUGAACAGUGUAGCAUUAAACAUGUCAACUGUGAGGCUGCAAGUGAAUUCCUAUGGCUCUGUCAAAACCUUGGAUUGACUUUAACAUUUGCAAGAAUUGACAAGACCUAUGGAAAAGAUCAUCCACUAUAUUUGAGAAGAUACCUGUUACAUUUUUAUCUGUUUUUUUUUUAACUAUUAAAUUUGUAUGCUCAUAUUUGUUGUUUCACUAGAACUUGAAAAUUACUCGAGGAUGUGGAAAAAUUGCUUGUUUUUAUGGCUGAUAAUACACAAUGAAUAUCAAAGAGAAUUCUUAUAAAAAAUAGUGAAAAAAUGUAUUUUUCCCCAGAGCAAAGUUACAAGACACUGCAGCCUUCACCCAGUUGCCAAUUGGUUUGGAAUCUGAGUAAAAGUAGUCAUUGACCUUG